Molecule: messenger RNA, 912 nt
Organism: Ochlerotatus camptorhynchus
Lineage: Eukaryota; Metazoa; Arthropoda; Insecta; Diptera; Culicidae
Exons: 4
Coding region: 1-912 (303 amino acids)
Source: RefSeq, a predicted model, not a curated record
AUGGGUGCUAAACGUGAGAACACCUUGGUAGUAGAUUUUAGUGUGCUGCCGAAGCGACCAGAUGCAUCUGCCGUACAGAAAUUCAUGUACGGUGAGUUGAAACUGGACACAGCGGACGCCUCAAACAUCCAGUUUCACAAUGUUAAAAACUGUGUCUACGUCGAGAUGGUAGAUGCAGCAACAGCCAAGCGCUACUUUGCAUCACAUCAUCUACAACACACUAGGCAGUGCGAGAAAAAAGCUUACAAAAUUCCCGUGUUCGUGGAAGACGAAGCCGUUAACGUGAGAAUCCAUGAUCUCCCUCCGAAAACACCUAACACGGUGAUGAUAGAAAGUAUGCGACCAUACGGUACACAUCUAAAUCUCAAUUCUAGAUUCGUCCCCCUCGUCUACAAUGGCGUACGUGUAGUACGGAUGAAGCUCAAACAACUCAUCCCUUCCUAUCUGACGAUCGACGGUGAUACAACAUUGAUUACAUAUCGCAAUCAAGCAAAAACAUGGUCCAGUACAAGCAACUGCAACAUUAAGCCACGCUGCGGCAAUUGCGCUCAAAACCACGCCACCUCCGAAUGUGCUGCAGAUGUAGCUGUGGCGUCCAAAUGCGCCAACUGUGGUGGUGCUCACCAAGGAUCCGACAAGCAGUGCUCAAAACGCGAGGAUUUCAAACGCAUCCGAAAACAAACGUCCACCAACAAUCAACCAGGACGAAGGAAGGAUAAGGCCCCGGCUUUCACGGCAGAGGACUUUCCGCCUCUUCAUGGACAAGCGAAUCCAAGGUACGGACGAAUGGUGGACAGCAACAUCGAUGAAAACCCACUGCUAGACACCAUUGAUGACAUCGACCGUGCAUUGAAGGACUCCAACAGGCCAUAUCCGAGGCUGACGAGACAUGCGUUCGACGAGUUCCUGUGA